Messenger RNA from Erythranthe guttata (spotted monkey flower), 471 nucleotides. NCBI's taxonomy places the organism in Eukaryota, Viridiplantae, Streptophyta, Magnoliopsida, Lamiales, Phrymaceae. The record is from RefSeq and is a predicted model, not a curated record.
AUGGCAGCCACACCGGCCUUGCCCACAACAUAUAAUUAUCCCCACGAGGACUACGAAGAGGCAUCCACCACCACCACCGCCGACUGCAGCUGUCUCCGGCGCUUCCGCUUCGGACUGUACGCGAAGGAGGAAACCAAUAGCUACCUUCUGCAUGAGGAGGAAGGAGGGGUGGCGGCGCCCCUGACAAAGGGCGCAUGGCUUUUCGUAAACCUCAAGAAACUUUGGGAUUUCUCGGAGCUUGUGGCGGGGCCUAAAUGGAAAAAAAUUGUCAGAAAAAUCGGUAAGAUUAAUAUUAAUUAUAAGACCACCGCGCGGUUUCAGUAUUCGCCGGAGAGUUAUGCCCUCAACUUCGCCGGCGGCAGCGACCGGCCGGAAGAUGAUGACGAUUUGUUGCACAGUUUCUCCACGAGGUUUGCCCCUGCGGGUUUUUCCAUAAGUACUGAUCAGCAAAAGGAGAGCUGCGCUAAGUGA